Notothenia coriiceps (black rockcod) is the source of this 2034-nucleotide messenger RNA. It is a transcript of the gene qrsl1, whose product is annotated as glutaminyl-tRNA amidotransferase subunit QRSL1. Lineage: Eukaryota; Metazoa; Chordata; Actinopteri; Perciformes; Nototheniidae. The record is from RefSeq and is a predicted model, not a curated record. Gene Ontology annotation, cellular component: mitochondrion; glutamyl-tRNA(Gln) amidotransferase complex. The transcript has 11 exons. Gene Ontology annotation, molecular function: glutaminyl-tRNA synthase (glutamine-hydrolyzing) activity. Bases 78 to 1637 code for a protein of 519 amino acids. Gene Ontology annotation, biological process: glutaminyl-tRNAGln biosynthesis via transamidation; mitochondrial translation.
UGGCAGCCUGCAUGGGCUCCACACUGUACGAAGGUUGUUAAUUAUUUUUGAAAGGUUGCUAUACAAAUACUAUAAAAAUGCUCAGCCUGACAAUAAGGGAGGUGUCUUUGGCGCUCAGGGAGGGAAGAAUCUCCCCAACAGAGCUUUGUAGGAAGUGUCUGAACCGCAUUAAGAAAACACAACAUCUUAAUGCCUACAUCACUGUGACGGAGGAGCUGGCGCUGAAGCAGGCUCAAGAAGCAGAAACUAGACUGCUGCAAGGUACCCCCAGAGGUCCUCUGGAUGGAAUCCCUUUUGCAGUCAAGGAUAACUUCUGCACAGAAAAUAUCAAGACUACAUGUGCAUCCAGGAUGCUUAAAGACUACACUCCACCCUUCAAUGCUACAGUGGUCCAGAAACUUUUUGACCAAGGGGCUGUUCUCAUGGGGAAAGUCAACAUGGAUGAGUUUGCUAUGGGUGCGGGAAGUACUGACGGGGCUUUCGGUCCGGUGAGGAACCCCUGGAGCUAUUCUGCGUCCUACAGAGAGCAGACAGAGGCAACACCAGACUCUGACUGGGUCAUCACAGGAGGAAGUUCAGGAGGAAGUGCUGCAGCUGUGGCCUCACUCACCAGCUACCUGGCAUUGGGUUCAGACACAGGUGGUUCUACUCGUAACCCUGGGGCACUGUGUGGUGUUGUAGCCCUGAAGCCCACCUAUGGUCUGCUGUCCAGACACGGUCUCAUCCCCCUGGUCAACUCCAUGGACGUCCCCGGUAUCAUCACCCGCAGUGUGAGCGACGCAGCCAUCGUCUUAGGAAUCCUCCAAGGCCUUGAUAUUAAAGACUCAACAACAAUUCCUGCCCCCUCGUCACUGACAGAGCUACCAGAACAAUUUGAUGUCAAGAACCUCUGUGUCGGCAUUCCUAAGGAGUACCACGCCCCCGGGCUGUCUGAGGAGACUGUAGCACAGUGGAGUCGUGUUGCUGACAUGUUUGAGAGGGCGGGGGCGCGGGUGAAGCAAGUAUCUCUCCCCCACACCCAGUACUCCAUCGUGUGCUACCACGUCCUGUGUACCACUGAGGUGGCGUCUAACAUGGCCCGCUUCGACGGCCUAGAAUACGGCCAUCGCAGCGAGAUGGAUAGCUCGACGGAGGCCAUGUACGCCUCGAGCCGACAUGAGGGCUUCAACGACGUAGUGAGAGGAAGGAUACUGUCUGGGAACUACUUCCUGCUCAAACAGAACUACGAGCACUACUUUGUGAAGGCUCAGCAAGUGCGGCGGCUGAUCGCAGAAGACUUUAAGCAUGUCUUCAGCUCUGGUGUCGACGUGCUGCUGACGCCCACCACUCUGACUGAUGCGGCCCGCUACUCCGACUUCACACAGGAAGACAACCGCACACGCAGCACGCAGGAAGACGUCUUUACCCAGCCUGUCAACAUGGCAGGUCUCCCUGCUGUUUCUUUGCCAACUGCUUUAUCAAGACGGGGCCUUCCCAUUGGUUUACAGCUCAUAGGCCCCGCCCUCCAAGACUGGAAGCUGCUCAGUGUGGCCCAAUGGAUGGAGCAGAGGGUUGGGUUCCCCUCCAUCAGUGACUAUGGAGACUCUAGCAGGAAUGAUACUGGGAGGUCCAAACGAGAGCGGACUUCAGCUGUAUGAAGAGAACUGUGGACUAAAAGUGUAACUUUAGUGAACAUUCUCCACGUGUAAGAUGCCUUUUUGGGACAUUUCCGAUGGAGCAACCAUCUAAAUAAUUACAACAAAGCUCACUAUCACUGUUUUACAUCAUGCAUCAUAUUUUAAGUUCAGGGACAUUGUGUUCAAUCUGUGAGAUGCUGCUGUGUUUGUUUAUCUAAAGGUGGCUAUUAAAGAUAUGCAAGAAGGGAUACUUAUUAACUUUUCACUUUGUUUUAUGACCAAAUACCUUCUCAACUACUUACGCUCCCAUUCGUCUAAGCUUUUCUCUGUGUUAAGAGCAGAUAAGCAAAUUGUUAACAUGGUAAACAUUACACCUCCCAUAUCACCAUGUUCUCAGACUAUUAAAUUAUUGAUUGAA